Molecule: messenger RNA, 1482 nt
Organism: Lodderomyces margitis
Lineage: Eukaryota; Fungi; Ascomycota; Pichiomycetes; Serinales; Debaryomycetaceae
Exons: 1
Coding region: 1-1482 (493 amino acids)
Source: RefSeq, a predicted model, not a curated record
AUGGUUUGCUUAGCCGAUUUACCCCACGAAGCAUUGCAGAAAGUAUUUCUUCUUAUCAAUCAGCACCAAACAUUGGCUCUUGCGGCUUUACAUUCCAAAUUCUAUUUCGUUGCAAUACCCAAAUUGUAUCAGAAUAUCUAUGUAUACGAAGAGUGGACACUGAAGAAAGAAGAACAAGAGGAAGAAGAGGAUCAUGAAACGGGUGAAGAUGUCGAUGAGGAGAAGAUGGAAGAGGAGAAGACGGAAGAGGACAGUAUCAGCUUCAAAUUUCAUAAAAAUAUUAAUACUCCAAAAACAAACCGAUAUACCAUAGUUUCAAGAAACGUUUUGGAGAGAUACUUAGACCAGAUGAGUAAAGAUGAAGUAGUAUGCCACAUUAUCAUAUAUCAAUACAAUGACAGUCUUCUGAAACGCAUUGUUAAUCACUUCAAAACAAUUCGGGUAUUUGAAGUAAUUCUGUCAUUCAAAGUUUACAAAUCAAGGUACAGCUAUGAAGAAGGAAUGCGUGAGUUUAUGCUUGAUGAUUUGAAAACGAUUAAUCCAACGUGCAAUACCGAGUUUGUUCCAUCACCUUUUUAUUAUAGAGAUCCAUGCCCCAUACCACUGGGCAUAAAAACAACGCUCAGUUUUAACUUCUACCCUCGUGAAGACAGUCUUUCAAAUGUUCUUAAAGAGUAUCCAUUUCUUACGUGUUUGACGUUGUUUACCAUUUGGCUUCACGGAUCCCCGAUUUUAGAUGAUCCAAGCUUCUAUAAAUUGCUUAAGUUGCAGAAAUUGCAUUUUCACCUGAUGAUUUAUACGACUGUUUGCGCCAGAAUAACCGAAGCUUUCGAUACCUCUUUGCUUCAGGAGUUGUCCCUUGCGGGAAAUAUACUUUUUCAUGAUGUCUUUUCAAAUCAUCAUUUGGAGAAAGAAUUUCCCUUGCUCGUGCAACUCUGUUUGAGGCAUGAAGGAGACGCCGAAAACCAUAUUGACAAGAUCCAAAAGCUCGAGCAAUAUAGUCACAGAAGCCUAUCCAUGCUAAUUGUAACCACCAAAUGUGGCGACAAAAUGGCUGCAAAAACAAUGGGGAAACUACAACAUAAUUUCCCCAACGCCUCUAUUAAUUGGUGGUACGAGCCCAGGCUUUUUGUGUAUGGAUAUUUAGGGGAAAAUGAUUCCCGAGUUGACUCUGCAUUCACUCACGACAUAAAUAUGCUUAGUCCUCAGCUACCGUUCGGAAUUGUGGGUUACCAUUUUCCCGAGCUGUACGACAUUAUUAAUACUUGGUAUUUGAGGAAGCCUAAAUUUCGUCUGGAUCCAAAACCAAAUUUUCAGUUUAUAAGGAAACGUUUUAGUGACUCGGAGUUGCAAGACCAGUCCCUUUCAUUCUUGCGAAAAUUCUACACCGACUUAGAGUUGAGAGCUAUAUAUGGUCAGUUUAGGGACGUCCAUUGCCCACACCUCCACGCCGAAUUGAAAAGGCUCAAAUUAAUAACGUAG